Daphnia pulicaria is the source of this 1110-nucleotide messenger RNA. RefSeq names its product inositol monophosphatase 1-like. The transcript is spliced from 7 exons. Gene Ontology annotation, biological process: signal transduction; phosphatidylinositol phosphate biosynthetic process; inositol metabolic process. Lineage: Eukaryota; Metazoa; Arthropoda; Branchiopoda; Diplostraca; Daphniidae. Bases 84 to 908 code for a protein of 274 amino acids. The record is from RefSeq and is a predicted model, not a curated record. Gene Ontology annotation, molecular function: inositol monophosphate 1-phosphatase activity.
GCAAUCGAUCUGAAAAGUUUAGCAGACGAACAUAAUAUCCAAUCCAACCUGUCAAGAAAUCCAAUCGUCUAUUUAUUUUCACCAUGGCCGAAUUCGAUGUUGAAGCAGUGUUUACCGUCGCAUUAAAAGCAGUGAAAGAUGCAGGAGAAAUUAUCAAAGAAGCAUUUUACAAGAAGAAAGCUGUGCUCACUAAAUCAUGUGCUGUCGAUCUCGUUACCGAAACUGAUCAGGCAGUGGAGAAAAUGUUGAUUGGUAGAAUCAAAGAAAAUUUCCCUAACCACAUGUUUAUAGGAGAGGAAUCUGUGGCAGCAGGAGAAAAAUGUGACCUAACGGAUGAACCCACCUGGAUUGUCGACCCAGUUGAUGGAACAAUGAACUUUGUGCACUCAUUUCCUCAUUCCUGCAUAUCACUAGCAGUGCUGUACCAUAAAGACAUCCACAUUGGCAUAAUCUACAAUCCAAUUUUAGACCAAAUGUUCACUGCCAAACUUGGCCAAGGAGCUUUUCUAAAUGAUAAACCCAUUCGGGCCUCUGAAGAAACAGAGCUGGGGAAAUCUCUAGUCAUUGCCGAGUUUGGUACGAACCGGGAUCUCCAAAAAAUGGAAAGUGUACUUAAAAAUAUAACAGCGCUUAUGAACAAAGUUCAUGGAUUAAGAGCUAUGGGAAGUGCUGCAUUGAACAUGGCCUCGGUCGCUUCGGGUGGAGCAGACUGCUACUUUGAAUACGGGAUCCACGUGUGGGAUAUUGCCGCUGGAACAUUAAUUGUAAGAGAAGCUGGAGGUGUUUGCAUCGACACGGAAGGAGGACCAUUGGAUCUGAUGUCUCGGCGGAUGAUUUGUGCGUCAUCUGAAAAACUGGCCCUUCAAAUCAUUCCUCUUCUAACGCAAUUGAAAUUAGAAAGAGACUAACGAUGGAACUAAUUUCCCGGUUUAUUCCGAAAUCAAAACCAAAGAUAUUCUUGGUUAGAGACCGUCUAAUUUAAGAUUUCUUUAUUACCGAAGAAUCUUUGAAAUUGUAUGAUGUAGGACUUAAUUAUUUUCUUAAUUGUCCUCUUAAUUCCCUGUCGUGUAUUUGUUAUCACAAUACAAAAUACAGCUGUUAGUAAAUGAA